Molecule: messenger RNA, 1544 nt
Organism: Cynara cardunculus var. scolymus (artichoke)
Lineage: Eukaryota; Viridiplantae; Streptophyta; Magnoliopsida; Asterales; Asteraceae
Product: rho GTPase-activating protein 5-like
Exons: 5
Coding region: 1-1374 (457 amino acids)
Biological process (GO): signal transduction
Molecular function (GO): GTPase activator activity
Source: RefSeq, a predicted model, not a curated record
AUGACAGAGGUUCUCCACUCGCCCUCUUCCUCUUCCUCCUCCUCUUUACAAGCCCACGACGCCACAUUGUUCCGUUCUGUAAAUCAAGAACCAGAAGAGUCGGGAGAAGGGGUUUCUAGGGUUACAGGUUGUGAGGAAGAAGAAGAAGAAGAAGAUGAUGAUGAUGAUGAUGAUGAUGAUGAUGUGAAGGAUAGGAGAGAUAGGGAUAAUCAACAGUUGUCUUUGUUAGCACUCUUGUUGACUCUUUUCAGGAAAUCUUUCUGGGUCUCUUCUUCUUCUACCAAGAACACAGUGGCAGAAGAAAGGCUGGAUCUUCCUGGUAUGGAGAUUGGGUGGCCAACAGAUGUCCGCCACGUCGCACAUGUUACUUUUGACAGGUUUAAUGGCUUCCUGGGUCUGCCUGUUGAAUUUGAACCUGAAGUCCCCAGAAGAGCCCCUAGUGCAAGUGCUACUGUGUUUGGUGUUUCGACAGCAUCAAUGCAAUUAUCAUACGAUACGAGAGGAAACAGUAUCCCCACGAUACUCAUACUUAUGCAGCAACGGUUGUAUACUCAAGGCGGCUUGCAGGCUGAAGGUAUUUUCCGAAUCAACGCAGAAAACGGCCAAGAAGAGCAUCUGAGGAAUCAGUUAAAUAGUGGAAUCGUACCGGAGGGUAUCGAUGUACACUGCUUGGCUGGCCUUAUUAAGGCUUGGUUCAGGGAAUUGCCUACUGGGGUCUUGGAUCCUCUUUCACCUGAGGAGGUAAUGCAGUGUCAAUCGGAGGAAGACUGCUCCACCCUUGUCCGCCUGCUGCCACCCACGGAAACCGCCCUGCUCGAUUGGGCCAUCAACCUGAUGGCUGAUGUUGUCCAACAUGAACAUCUCAACAAGAUGAAUUCACACAAUAUCGCAAUGGUUUUCGCUCCAAAUAUGACACAGAUGGCGGAUCCAUUGACGGCAUUGAUGUAUGCCGUUCAAGUAAUGAACUUUCUGAAAACACUCAUCACGAAAACCCUUCGCGAAAGAGAGGAUCCCGUUAUAGAACCGUCUCCAGCUCCUCCACAAGAACCGUCAGACGAAAACGGCCGCCAAGGCCCGCCGUUGAACCCACAUCUGCAACAAAAGAAUGAUGAAGUUGAAGAGAAAGAACAUCAAUUCGUCGCUGAAGAUGAUCAUCUUGGGUACUUAACCCCCACCGAAGAAUCUGAUGGACCCGGGUUCUAUAAAUCGCCGGUUCAGUCUCCUCCCGUCGAGCCAAAGAGCCAGGUUGAUCAUAUCCAUGAACCGAAACCGGCUCAAUCGAGUAACCCAGAUAAAGUUCAAGCUUUAGUGCAGGGGAUGAGCAAUCUGAGCUGUAUAAACUCGCAAACGGAGAGGAUCGAAGCAUGGCGUUGAUUGAAGGAUGGGUUGAAUUCUUGUGAUUUGUUCUGUGUUUCUGCUGCAUAGAUUUCUUUUGUGAAUUUACGAAAUAACCAAGUAAUAACCAUUUUUCUGUUCGGUAUUAAUCUCUGUGAAUUCGCUUGUCAUUCAAGACGAUUCUGGUAAAUUUAUCGUGUUUUCGACUG